CAUAAUUAAGCUUCCCCUACCUUUGCCACCAAAGAAAUCUGAGCAAGCUGGCUUAAUAAUCGAAGUUAACACACUGCAUUUGCUCGAGAUAUCGCUAAGCAAGACCUUUUAAUAAUCGACAAUGGAAUCAUUAUUUUUUUCUUCUCUCUCUGGAUGCCGCCAUGGCGCCAUGUUACCUCUUGCGCGUCCGGCGGUCCGUAGGGCUGCCACCUGAUUAUAUAUUCGGUGCAUGCCACCCCCUCGUUUUAUUCUUCCAGCUCCCGGCCAGCAUCCACUCCCAGCCUCUUAAGAUCCAACAAGUCCCUCACUAGCGGUGUACGGUGCCGUUGUGUGUGUAGUAAGUAGGCACGUACGUGAUGGGCGACGACGGCGGGAAGGCGGCCACCACGACGAUCGUGCGUCUGCGGGAGCUGCUGCACAAGUGGGCGCUCGGUGCCAGGGGCGACGCCGACGACGGCGAGGAGGAGGAGGAGGAGGAGACGCACGCGCCGGCGGCGGGGGCGGUGGUGUCGGCUGCGCCGUCGUCGAUCCCGCCGUUCGUGCUGCGGCGGCUGACGAGGACGGCGACGGUGGACUCGGACGACGAGGGCUGCCACAGCCCGGAGGCGGCGCCGGACGUGCCGAGGGGCUACUGCCCGGUGUACGUGGGGCCGGAGCAGCGGCGGUUCGUGAUACCGACCAGCUACCUGGGGCACCCCGUGUUCCGGCUCCUCCUGGAGAAGGCCGAGGAGGAGUUCGGGUUCCGGCACGAGGGCGCGCUCGCCAUCCCCUGCGAGACCGAGGCCUUCAAGUACAUCCUCCAGUGCGUCGAGCGCCACGACAAGGGCCUUGCCGCCGACGACGUCGACGUCGACGGUAUGUUCCCCGUCGUCGACUAGCUCCCGAGACGCUUGCAUACUACAGUAGCGCAGGAUGGAUCACUUAACCGUGUGAUGGAUUCAUCUGUUGUAACAAUGUUCUGAAUUACUAUGUUCGUUUGCAUUCAUUUUCAGAAGAAGGGCGCGCUGCGCUGUAGAUAGUGUCUGUAACGCUGUAAUUUCUGUCUCUUUUUUUUCCAAGGAAAAUACCUAAAUAUACGAUCAAGAAUUAAAUUGGUCCGUCGAA
Molecule: messenger RNA, 1104 nt
Organism: Hordeum vulgare subsp. vulgare (domesticated barley)
Lineage: Eukaryota; Viridiplantae; Streptophyta; Magnoliopsida; Poales; Poaceae
Exons: 1
Coding region: 357-878 (173 amino acids)
Biological process (GO): response to auxin
Source: RefSeq, a predicted model, not a curated record